This is a messenger RNA of Symsagittifera roscoffensis, 1916 nucleotides long. RefSeq names its product membrane progestin receptor beta-like. Gene Ontology annotation, cellular component: membrane. The coding region runs from base 108 to 1163 and encodes 351 amino acids. Gene Ontology annotation, molecular function: signaling receptor activity. The record is from RefSeq and is a predicted model, not a curated record. NCBI's taxonomy places the organism in Eukaryota, Metazoa, Xenacoelomorpha, Acoela, Convolutidae. The transcript is spliced from 6 exons.
UAAAACUGGAGAUUUUUUCAGUGGGCUAUGAGGUUCUUCUGGUACUUUUGAAGGUACAGAAAUAAAAGGACGAGGGUCGGAAUUGACAGGGUGACAUAGUCAGCAGCAUGAAGAGGGCAGAAGGUUCUUUUGAAACUCUGUCGAGGCACGAGGUGCCUAAAGAGUUCCGAGAAGAGCAUGUACUGAUGGGAUUCAGACCGGUGAACAGACCUCUGACCUACUAUUUAUGCACUAUGUUCACGAUGCACAACGAGGUCGUGAAUGUGUGGACACAUAUCAUUCCGUUUGGCCUCAUGCUCAGAGUUUUCUUGAUGAUUGUCAAAGAAGAUCAAGAGUUAACCAAGCAGAACCUGUCAAAAGAUGACCAAGACUCGACCUCAGUCGGAACCGGAACCACAACAGAAAGCCCAAACCGAACCUUCUACCUCUUCAUGUGCACUGUGCUGGCAUAUCUCUUAGUUAGUGCACUUGCCCAUUUGAUGCACAGUGCAUCCAAGAGCGUGCACUACCUGGCAUUCUAUUGCGACUUCGCAACCAUAGCCUUCUAUUCGUUCCUUAGCGCAGUCGCCUUUUACGUGUACUCGGCAACGCCUGCCUUCUUCGCUCGGUUCAACUGGUGCUACGUAUAUGUCGCCUGGACUCUUGCCCUAUCUAUCCCUUAUGCCUGCUGCUUUGCGAAGUUCAAGUUCACUCGACCUUAUCCUCCCGAAAAGAAACUGUAUAUUUUGGGAACAAUAGGAACCCUCUACCUAUGGAACAUCUAUCCCGUUGUAGACAGAAUAGCUAAUGGCGACCUACAGGAUAAUACUUAUCACUAUCUGCACCUAGCGGCUUUCCUGUCUGCUGUCUUUUUCUACUCGAGUGGCUGGCCACAGAAGUCCUUCCCCGGACUGUGCGACCACUUCUUCCACGGUCACCAGAUAUUCCACGUGCUAAUUGCCAUCACCACAUAUUACCAAGUGCUGGCCAUAAGGUACGACAUGAAAAACUACGUCAAUGAUGACAGUAACUCGGAUAAAGCAAAGGGAUCUGGAAAUCAGAGAACUGACUGCUGGUCGGAAGUAUCGUCGCUUUUCGCAAUUCAUGCUUUAUUUUCUCUUCUGGUUAUUCGACAUUUCUACAAAAAGAUUCAAAAAGUUCUGGCGGAGCAAAAGAUGCAGUGAAUUUGUAUGUAUGGGAACUUACCUGUCUGAGAAGCGCAAAUCUCCUCCUUUUUAUUUAAUAACUGUUUGUUGUUGCCUAUCAAAUUGUUUUUUCUUAAUGAAAUCCGGAGUUUUUAUUUCUAGAUUCAGGUUUAAUGUAAUCGCAUUAAUACAACUAAUCGCUGUCUAAAUUCUAUUCAUUAAAUUGUCGCGAAUCAUUUGAAUUUUUUCUGUGCUAUAAUCAAAAUACGAAAUCUAUUCCUGUCUAAAUAUCUUUGCCCUUUGAAUGUUUUAUUUCCCACGAUACAAUAAUGGUGUCUAUGGUCAGCAGUGAUAUCCAACAAAGUGGAAAAUAAAUAUGAGCACAAUUUGCUCUUUAAAGUUCCAUCAAAUAUAUUAUUAUGGGUUUUUUGACGUCGUCUUCUGUAAAAAAAAAAACAGCUUGUCAUCGAAACUAUUCACUCCUGAGGUCUAAAUUAUUGGUUUUAGCCUUGCAGUCGGAAAUCAGUUUGUUCAAUAUAACGAUUUUGUUGUUAUAAACAUAGUAUUCUAUUUCACUCACAAAGUGCUCCUGUCCUGUGUACAUCCAAGCUAUAUAAAUAACAUAAUAUUAUGUUAAAUACUCAGUGCUACUUUUCACUCUUCAAGCAAAAUUACAAUUUAAUUAUAAAAUGUGGCAUAUAAUUUAACCCAGAAAAGCGCAUUUCCAAUUUGCUGCUAAAAACGACAUCCGAAACAAUUUUGCUAGCUAUAUCUGCUGUAAUAGGAAAUGGG